CCAGUGUGCGGGUGGUUUCUUGGAGGCAUCAUGGACCCCCGUGCCCAGGAUGUGGUGCGGUGUGACGUGUGUGACAACAACACAGCGGAGAUGCACUGCGACACCUGCUUUGUCAACCUGUGUAAGGCCUGUGUGGGGGAACACAUGUUUGAUGAAUCUGUAGACCACAAAAUCGUCAAGUUUAAGUCCAGGAAAACCACCCCUAUCUACCCUCCCUGUCUACACCAUAGCAAAGAGCGAUGUGAGAUGUAUUGUACGCACUGCGAUACUCCAAUAUGUUCUGCAUGCGUUGCGUCUGACAAACACACCGGUCACAAGAUAUCUCAACUUCUUGAAAAAUGUGACAUCAUUAAAAAAAAUAUACAAAAGGAUAAUGAAGAAUUGCGAUCAAAACUUGCUCCAUUGUACCAAAAAAUGUUACAUGAUUUAGAAAUAAGAAUCAGAGAGGUUGAAGAAAAGUCUGAAGAAGCUAGCAAGUUAAUAAACCAACAGGGCGAUAAAUGGCACAAAGAGAUAGACACUAUUGUCAGUCAACUCAAAACUCAGCUUGAAAAAAUAAAAGAGAGAGGAGUGAAAAAUUUGAAAGUCAACAAAGUGAAAAUGGAAAUAAAUUUGUCAAAAAUUAGUUCGGUCUUACAAUCAAAUGAAGAAACGCUAGAAUCAAAUGAUCUGAGAACAGCAAUCGAAUACAAAAGUCAAAAUGCCAGACUCAAUAAAGGUCUGGAGAUUGUUGAUGUUUCGUUGCCUAAUUUUACGCCCAUGGAAAUCAAUCAACAGAGUAUCCGUGAGCAGUUUGGUGCUCUGUCGACUGACGUUUCGGAGGAUCAUAGCCUUACCUCGACACAUCAGCUACUGAUGGAUAAACCUGUCGAGGUGUCAUCUGUAUAUACAGGGAUUGACUAUCUUCAAAACAUUGCAUGUUUAAAAAGUGAUCACAUAUGGGCAGCCCAUGGUGCUGCAUCACUCUUCAACUUCAACAAGAAAGAAAAGAUCAAAUCAUUAAGAUUUGAUAGAGGUCUAUUUGAACGCGUUUACGAUAUUGCUGUGCUUCAAAAUGGAGAAUUAGUUUAUAUCCUUUCUCGAACAAACGCUGUGUACAUUGUACGGAACGAGAAAGCAGAGAUGCUGAUAAUGCUACACGAUUGGUUUCCACGUGGAAUUUGUGUCUCCUUCUUUGGAGACCUGCUAAUCACCAUGACACAUGAAUGUCAAUCCAAAGUUGUUCGGUAUUCUGGAACUGUGGAGAAACAGGUCAUUCAGGUUGAUGAUACUACUAGGUGUGAUUAUUUGUAUAUCACUGAAAAUAGGAAUAGGGACAUAUGUAUUUCAAGAGAAGACAUCGUGGAUGUUUUCACGGAAACUGGUGAGCGAAGAUUUGAAUACAUUGGUCAUCGUCCUCCUCCGAAAUGGAACCAGGCAUUCUCUCCAAAGGGAAUCGCCACAGACAGUUACUGUCAUAUCCUUAUUGCUGAUAUCAAUAACAAGUGUGUUCAUGUUAUUGACCAGGAUGGGAAAUUUCUACAAUACAUUGACUGUGGAAUGAGGAGACCUUGGGGACUGUGCAUAGACUCUCGUGAUUUUUUGUACCUGGCCGACAAUAAGAAGAAGAGUAUGCAAAUAGCGAAAGUCAAGUUUCUCAACCUGUGAUUUACUUCUAAAGGAACAAACGUUACAAAAAGUAUCUAUAAAAACAUUCAAAAAGUGA
This is a messenger RNA of Magallana angulata, 1705 nucleotides long. RefSeq lists its product as uncharacterized. The transcript has 2 exons. The coding region runs from base 31 to 1647 and encodes 538 amino acids. Gene Ontology annotation, molecular function: zinc ion binding; ubiquitin protein ligase activity; translation repressor activity. Lineage: Eukaryota; Metazoa; Mollusca; Bivalvia; Ostreida; Ostreidae. Gene Ontology annotation, biological process: protein polyubiquitination; proteasome-mediated ubiquitin-dependent protein catabolic process; negative regulation of translation. The record is from RefSeq and is a predicted model, not a curated record.